Prunus avium (sweet cherry) is the source of this 828-nucleotide messenger RNA. The record is from RefSeq and is a predicted model, not a curated record. NCBI's taxonomy places the organism in Eukaryota, Viridiplantae, Streptophyta, Magnoliopsida, Rosales, Rosaceae.
AUGUCUAUUCCCCAUUACCUUUGGGGGCAUGCUGUUCUGUCUGCUGCCUAUUUGAUUAAUCGUAGCCGGGUUCUUGAUUUCAAGACUCCGCAUGAUGUGUUUGGUGACCAUGUUUCCCCUGUCUCCGUUUCCAAGUUGCCCCCUAAAGUUUUUGGGUGUGUUGCUUAUGUUCAUGUCUAUUCUCAUCAACGGAGUAAACUUGAUCCUUGCGCUCUGCGAUGUGUCUUUAUUGGUUAUUCUUCUACUCAUAAGGGUUAUAAGUGUUAUCAUCCACCUACCCAGAAGGUGCAUGUUACUUUGGAUGUGACUUUCCAUGAAGAAGUGCCUUAUUAUGUAUCUCCCUCCUCUCCAAUUCAGGGGGAGAGGGGGAGUGAAUUGAAGAGUUUCGGAGUGAAAAAUAUGGAAGAUGUUGGACCUGAAGAAGGAAUUUCUGAAGAACAUGAAGAAGGAUUUUUUGAAGAACAGGAAGCGACCGGUCGCAUGGAGGAAGCGACCGGUCGUGAACGAAUCUGCCUAGAUACGACCGGUCGCAUAGAAAGACAAAUUAUGGAGCUCUUGGAUUUGGAGCAAGGUAUUUUGAGUGUGGCUGAGUGCAUAGAGAGGCCAAAGACUUAUGAGGAAACAAUAGUUGUUGUAUCAACACUGGAACGAGACGAGGCCAACCACAAGAGGAAGCUCGAAGCACUAGAAAGUACAAGUUGGACAAAGAAGAUCGAGGAGAAGAAGAAAGUGAAGGAAGCUAAAGAAAAGCGAAAGAAGAAGAUUGGAACCCAUCACUUGUUGUCUUUGUGGGAGCAUUGGACAUCUUCAACAUUUGUAUCCAUUUAG